AUGAAGGAAAUCGAUGGAUCCAAGGAUCUAUUCCAAGAACUAGCAUCGCAGCUUGAAGAGAAACCGUCCCUAGAAGAAUGUCAAUUGAGUCGAAAAUCUCGAUAUUUUCAUCGACAAUCCCGUCAAAAAUCGAUUUCUGUAGAACCGGAAAAAACGAAAAAAAAGCUCAUCGUUGAGGAAUCCUCAUCUGAUGACGAGAUGCCAACUGUGCCACCGCCGAAAAUUCGAAAAAAGAAAAUGGCUGAAACUCCAAGCGAGAUCAUCGAAAUUGACAUAAGUUCCGACGACGAUGUUCCACCUCCGACGCCAUCUCCAACGCCUACCAUCGAUUUGACAAUGGAUUCAGACGACGAGGAGAUUCGAAUUCCAGACAUUUUGCCAGAACACGAAGUCAGAGAAGUGAUUCCAGAGAGAAUUCUCUCUCCACAUCUCCUACGAGGCCGUCUCCCAACAUGGUACUACUCGAGAAAGCUGGAAAACGAGAAAUUGCUGAAAUCAAUGGCUGAAAAACGAGAAAUCCGAGAAAAGCUGGAAAAAGAGAGGGAAGAGACGGAGAGAAAAGAGGAGCAACUGGAAAAACGACGAUUUCUAGACAGAGAGAGACAUAAAAGACGCAGAGAAGAGAUGAAGAAAAAUCGAGAAUCGAAAAAUUUUCCAGAUCCAUCUGUAAAUCCAUCGACAAUUUCGCUCGAGAAAGUGGACAUAGUUCCAUGGGCGUCUUCAACAAAAAAGCCACGUCAAGCAGAAUCUCAUGCAACGUCAUCUGCUCAGAAUCUUCUAGAAGCCGUUCUGAAUACACCGACGUCUUCUGAAUCCUCUGAAGACGUUAUUCGAGGAUUCCAAGAAAUGGAAAUUGCACUUUUAGAUGUCGUGGAGGUUGUGGAAGAUGAAGAUGUUCAGAUUCUGGAGGAAAAUGUGGAAGAGCCACAACCCCUGGAUGAUCUCGAUCAAAUCGAAGGACUCUUUUUCGAGGAACACGAGACGCUGCUGAAAAUUCCAGACGCUGAAAUUGAGCAAAUAGACGCGAACGACGAUAUCGACACCAAUUUUUUGUCGAUUAUUAUGGACGAUCGAGUUCCGAUCAAUGAAUUGGAUCGAUAUUUGAAUAGUUGA
Caenorhabditis briggsae is the source of this 1113-nucleotide messenger RNA. The record is from RefSeq and is a predicted model, not a curated record. The transcript has 8 exons. The coding region runs from base 1 to 1113 and encodes 370 amino acids. Lineage: Eukaryota; Metazoa; Nematoda; Chromadorea; Rhabditida; Rhabditidae.